This is a messenger RNA of Urocitellus parryii (Arctic ground squirrel), 1513 nucleotides long. It is a transcript of the gene Gabrr3, whose product is annotated as gamma-aminobutyric acid type A receptor subunit rho3. Gene Ontology annotation, cellular component: membrane. The record is from RefSeq and is a predicted model, not a curated record. Gene Ontology annotation, molecular function: transmembrane signaling receptor activity; extracellular ligand-gated monoatomic ion channel activity. Gene Ontology annotation, biological process: monoatomic ion transmembrane transport. Lineage: Eukaryota; Metazoa; Chordata; Mammalia; Rodentia; Sciuridae.
GGAUAAAGCAUCUCACUAAGAACCCUCCCUGCAAAGAGGGACUCAAGGUUGUAAACCGAAAAUGAAAAAUCUGCCUUGUUUUCUUUAAAUUUCAGAUGAUCUAGAGAUGGUCCUAGCUUCCCAGUUGAUCUUCUUCACCUGCAUCUGGAUCACAUUAAUAUCAAAUGCUUUUGCUACUUCUCACACCAAGAAGACCUCCCACCGGUGCUCCACUUCAGUGAAACACACCCGCAAACAAGAAGCUAGAAUGAGGAAGGAUGACAGUACCAAAGUGAGGCCCCUGAAAUAUAAGCAACUUCUCCACAUAGAGGACCAUGAUUUUGCAAUAAGACCUGGAUUUGGAGGGUCCCCAGUGCCAGUAGGUAUAGAUGUCCAGGUUGAAAGCAUUGACAGCAUUUCAGAAGUUAACAUGGACUUUACAAUGACUUUUUACCUCAGGCAUUACUGGAAAGAUGAGAGGCUCUCCUUUCCUAGCAAAACAAAUAAAAGCAUGACCUUUGACCACAGAUUGAUCAAAAAGAUUUGGGUGCCUGACAUCUUUUUCGUCCAUUCUAAAAGAUCCUUCAUCCAUGAUACGACUGUGGAGAACUUCAUGCUGCGCAUCGACCCUGAUGGAAACGUCCUCUUUAGUGUCAGGAUAACAGUUUCGGCCAUGUGCUUAAUGGAUUUCAGCAGGUUUCCUCUUGACACUCAAAAUUGUUCUCUUGAACUGGAAAGCUAUGCCUACAGUGAGGAGGAUCUGAUGCUCUACUGGAGAUAUGGGAACAAGUCCUUAAAUACUGAAGGGCAUAUUUCCCUUUCUCAGUUCUUCAUUGAGGAGUUCAGCGCAUCCAGUGGAUUAGCUUUCUAUAGCAGCACAGGUUGGUACUAUAGACUUUUCGUCAACUUUGUGCUAAGGAGGCACAUUUUCUUCUUUGUGCUAAAAACCUAUUUUCCGGCCAUGUUGAUGGUGAUGCUUUCAUGGGUUUCAUUCUGGAUUGACCGAAGAGCUGUUCCUGCAAGAGUGUCCCUGGGAAUCACCACAGUGCUGACCAUGUCCACCAUCAUCACUGGCGUGAGUGCCUCCAUGCCCCAGGUGUCCUACAUCAAGGCUGUGGAUGUGUACUUGUGGGUCAGCUCCCUCUUUGUGUUUCUGUCAGUCAUUGAGUAUGCAGCUGUGAAUUACCUCACCACUUUGGAAGAUCAAAAGCAAUUCAAGAACAGAAGGAAGAUUUCUGGAAUAUAUAAUAUUGAUGCAGUUGAAGCCAUGGCCUUCGAUGGUUGUUACCAUGACAGUGAGACUGACAUGGAUCAGACUUCCWUUUCUUUACACUCAGAAGAGGGCUCCUUGAGAGGACGAUCCACAGGGAGCCCCAGCACAGAUUCAUCUCGCAUAAAGAGAAGAAAAUCCCUGGGAGGUAACAUCGGUAGAAUCAUCCUGGACAACAACCAUGCCAUUGACACCUAUUCUAGAAUUUUAUUUCCCAUUGUAUAUAUAAUAUUUAAUUUGAUUUACUGGGGUGUAUAUGUAUAA